UCUGUCUGUCUGUCUGUCUGUCGCCAGAUCACUCUGAAGUGAAUUUGACAGUGCACAGGUUGCAUGUGGAUUUCAUGAUUGUGUUUUGUAUGUGUUUAAUGCUGGCUGUCAGGUGUUAGAAUGACUGUAGUAAGAGUUUCACAAGUACAUUGCAGUGCAGAGUGAAGGGAACUGAGAUGCUGAGGGCGAAGACGGUGACGCGCGUGACCGCGUUUCCCCCACUGCGCGUGCACGCCGCGAGGUCGCGCGCUUGGCAAUGACGCGUGUCGAGACGCGGACCUGUUCAUGUGAAGGUGUUUGUCUCUCACCACGUAAGAAAGACCGACUGAGUGAACACACCCGAAGGCUAUUACGGCCAAUUCGGACACAUGUCUCCGUUCGUGGUGAGAUGAAGAUUGAUGGGUGCAGACCUAAAUAACUGUUGGAUGAAGUGGAUGAGAUGUUUCCUGAAGGCAACGUCUGCUCCACGUUCAUGUUCCUUCUACUUCUGACCACCGGAGCGCCCGCAGAGAAAAUAUGCUCUGUGCACUCGAAGCACGAAGUCCACAUGGGCUCAAGCUUCCAGAUCUACUGCAUCUUCAGGAAGGAAUGCAACAAGCUGGUCUUCCAAGAUGAAGUGUUAUUGAAACACAGCAGCUUGAAUUCCACCACGGUGAUUAUGAGCAUUGUGAAUCUAACACGGUCCACCACCUUCACGUGCAAAUGUCAACACGAGCCAGAACCCUGUGGCACCGACAUCAUUCCGGGGUAUCCACCUGCAGUUCCACAAAACCUUACAUGUAUUCAACAAGGAGAAUUUGGCAAAGUAAACUGCACAUGGAAAAUUGGAUGGGAAACUCAUGUCAAGACCACAUCACAUCUCUGGGUACAUGGUUCCCCUCCUGUACGCUUUGAAAGUGUUGCAGUCCAUGAUGGAGCCAAUUCUGCCUUGUUUGCUGUCUCUGGCAGGCAAACCAAUUUCUCAGUGUGGGUCCAUGCUAAUAACAGCCUUGGCUCUCAAAACUCCACUAUCCUUAGCUUCAAUCUUAAUAAGAUAGUGAAACCGCAGAGCCCCAAUAUAACGAAGGUGGAAUGCUCUUCAAGAAAAUGCCAGCUUUAUACAGACAAUGCACAGAAAAUGCAAGUGGUAGAAAUCCAAUAUAAAGAGAAAGAGAAAAGCUGGAACCCUGUUUUAUUCAAAAACACCAAUUCAACAACUAGCUGGACUGUACCCUCAUUAAAUCCAUAUAGCACAUACAUAUUCGAGGUCAGGUGGAAACUUGGCCCCACGAGAGGUCUGUGGAGCGAGUGGACCAGGAUCGAGGGCAUGACUGAUGAAGAAGCUCCUGUGACAAUGCUUGAUGUGUGGUAUACUGAAGACCUUACCCGAACAGUCAGCAAGUCUUUCCAGUUAUAUUGGAAGGAGCUGAACAAUUCAGAAGCCAGAGGAAAGAUUCAGAGGUACAUGGUGACAGUGAGUGAAAAGGGAAUCAGCAACGAGACUGCUGUGGUUGGAAAAAAAUUCAGCGUGUCCUGUUUUCCCUGCAACGUGUCCAUUUCUGCUAGGAACUCCAAAGGCCAGUCUCCUGCCAGACUCAUUCAGCUGCAGCCUAUAGCUUUUCUUCCAUACAAGGUGUCACACACUCCUGUGAAUAAUCACAGUGUCGCCCUCUCUUGGCCGAGGCCUGCCAGUGCAGACACAGUGACUGAGUUCUUGGUAGAGUGGUUUCCCGUGGGAAAGAUGCAGGAACUUCAGUGGAUCAGAGUGAAACGGCAUCUUAACACAAUACAUAUUACUGGUUUACAGCCUGCAAUGUGCUAUAAAGGUGCAGUGGUUUACCUACACUCAUCUGGGACAAAGAAAGCCAACUUCAGCAAGAUCUCCACCUGGCAGACAGCUCCACUACAGAGUCCUGUGCCUAGCAUCAAUGUGCAAGGUGAAAAAGUGGAGGUAAAAUGGAGUGAGAUCCCACCAGCAAAGAGAGGAGGCUGUCUGGAAAAAUACACCAUCUACCUGAGUGGUUCAGCGGGCAAAAUAAACAUUUACAACGUCCCACACCCUCAGAGAGAGGUGACUAUCGGGGACCUGACGCUGGGACAGAAAUACAAACUGUGGGUCUCAGCUUGGACUUCAGCAGGAGAAAGCCCUGCAGAAAAUCAUCGGCAGUUCAAACCAAAACCCUCCAGAGAAACAUUAGCAGAUGAGAAGCACGUGCUUUUUCUCUUCUUAUUGGGUGGCAUCAUUUUCUUCACCUGUCUGUGCUUGCUGUGCUUAUGUCAGCUCCCUUCAGUACACAGAAGAUUAUCAGGAUGUUGUCACUGCUUAAUGCCAAGCAUCGUCCCAGAUCCUGCAAACAGCAAAUGGGCAAAAGAGUGUGCAAGUGAGGAGGGUGAGAUGAAGCUGCAGCUGCACCUGAGCGACUCCAGCAUGAGCGAAGAGGAGCCGAAUACGGUCGAGGUGGAGGAAUUUCCCCAGGAGACAUUCUCUAAGGGCGAGACAGUCUCCACUGAGGAAACACUACACCCAGGCAAACUGCAGGCCGAAUCAUCACCGUAUCACACCAACAUCCCCAGCUCUUACCUGAAGAGCUUCUCCAAUGAGUCGAGCAGCUCAGACACCACCCAGGCCUCCAGGAGCACAGACAUUACCGUGGACUACAUCUCGACUCACGGCGUGACGAGCGGACAAGAGGACGAGGACGAGGACGAUGAUGUUUACGAAUGCGAUGAUGGGGGCGAGAGUGAGCACAAGGCAUUUGAAUUCUUCCCCUGCCCCAAGAGCCCCUUUCUGCAACCGCUCAUAUCCAUUGGAGGGAAAUUGACUCUUGAUUCAGUGAAAAUCGACUGCAGUGAUUUGUUAGAUUGUGUCUGAAGCUCUGCGAAGUGCAGCGCUUUUGUUAAAUAAUGUAAAGAAUCCUUUUUUACGAUGCACAGAUUUUCCACCUUGUUUAGUUUUGCUUUCAAUCGAACUCUUUUUAAACAAUUAACACUAACACCUGAUCGCUAUGUUCAUGUUAACCUCAUUAUAUUUUAAGACUUUUUUUUUUUUCGAUUUUACAACUUAACAACCUCAGUUUAAUAUUAUGCAGAUGUAAAUACUCUGUAUAUAAAAAAUAAAAAAAACUUAAAGGA
Silurus meridionalis is the source of this 3111-nucleotide messenger RNA. RefSeq names its product interleukin 12 receptor, beta 2a (gene il12rb2). Gene Ontology annotation, cellular component: membrane. The record is from RefSeq and is a predicted model, not a curated record. The coding region runs from base 440 to 2851 and encodes 803 amino acids. The transcript has 16 exons. Gene Ontology annotation, molecular function: protein binding; cytokine receptor activity. Lineage: Eukaryota; Metazoa; Chordata; Actinopteri; Siluriformes; Siluridae.